CCACAUCGCAUCCAUCCGCUCAGCUCAGCUCAGCUCGAUCGAACUUCGCACACGCGUACAUUAAUUUUCAAGAACGUACUGGUUGGUGGUGGUAGUAGCUACUAGCUACUAUAAACGAUGGACCAGAUGCUGGGCAAGCACCUGCAGAUGCCUUCCGUGACUACGAGCGCCGCCUGCCAGCAGCCGCAGUCGCCGCCGCCGUCGCCGCAGCAGCAGUACCGGGGCGUGCGGAAGCGCAAGUGGGGCAAGUGGGUGUCGGAGAUCCGGCAGCCGGGCACCAAGACGCGCAUCUGGCUCGGCAGCUUCGAGUCGGCCGAGAUGGCCGCGGUGGCGCACGACGUGGCGGCGCUGCGCCUGCGGGGCCGCGACGCGCAGCUCAACUUCCCGGGCUGCGUCGCCUGGCUGCCGCGCCCGGCGACCUCGCACGCGCGCGACGUCCGCGCCGCGGCGGCCGAGGCCGCAGACCGCGUGCGCUGCGACCCGGCGCUGCUGCUGCUCCAGCAGGCGGCGGCAGCGCGGUGCCACGACUACGACCACGACCACGAGUUCGGGGCCGGGCCGGCGCCGGUGGUCGAGCUCGGGAGCGACGAGGAGUUCGAGCUGGACCUGGACUCGCCCAGCCUCUGGGCCGAGAUGGCGGAGGCCAUGCUCCUGGACCCGCCGGGCUGGGCCACCGGCGUCGUCGGCGACGCGGCGGAGGUGGCCCUGUGCUGGCCACACGGCUCCCUCUGGGACGCCUGCUAGCUCGGCCAGGCACCCCGGCUCUGGGUCGUCUGGCUGCGAGUGUUUGGCCAUGGCCGAUGUGGCCACCGGACGCUGUUUGGUCUCACAAGUGUCGCAGUGCUUUUGGUGUGUGCCACUGUGAGCGCGUCUCUGUUGAUUCUCCCCCGCGUGUGGUUUUGCUUUACGUCUGCUGCUGUUGGGCUUGCUGUUUUCGUUCCUCUUAUCAUCUUACCUGUAUCACUACCAUUAGCUAGCCAAAAUGAUGACAGUCCAGAUCAUUUGAAGACAAACAAAAUUAGUACGGAUGUGCCCUGCUGAUACUGAUAUUAUGGUUUGGUCUAUUCCUGCAUUUUGUACUAAUUUGUGCAGUCACAUUAUU
Molecule: messenger RNA, 1102 nt
Organism: Zea mays
Lineage: Eukaryota; Viridiplantae; Streptophyta; Magnoliopsida; Poales; Poaceae
Product: dehydration-responsive element-binding protein 1D
Exons: 1
Coding region: 118-744 (208 amino acids)
Biological process (GO): regulation of DNA-templated transcription
Molecular function (GO): DNA binding; DNA-binding transcription factor activity
Source: RefSeq, marked validated